AUUACAACAAACAAAAUACGCUAGAACAACUAAAAAAUAAAAUUGCGCGCUAAAUAAAAUAAAUGUUGUUAACUAAAAAAUAUUAAUUUUUCACAAAAUAUAAUUUUUACAAAAAACAAGCAGUUAAAAAUAAUAAAUAACAAAAAGCAGCAAUUUUAAUAUUGUUUUUGACGCUUAAUAUAAAUACUACUGAGCAUUCGCAAUAUCUGUGCAUCAGUCCGGUGUGCAAAAAAAAUCAAAACAACAACAAUAAUUUGCAAAUUUCAAGCGAAAACAAUACCAUAAUCCUGUUGCGUCCAACUGCAUACACAGCUUGCGCACAAUAAGCACAAAACUCAUGCGGUACUAAUAAUAUGCCCAGCAACUGCAGCAUCCAUAAAAAUUUACCUUCUCACACAGUAAUUAUAACGUAAAAGCAACUACCUACAAACAACUUUGUAAAGAUCUUUACAAGUAAAAAUAUACUUUAAUACUUUAGAAGCCGAAAUAAAAUUUAAAAUUCAAUAGAAAUUAACUAGACAUGCUGUGAAUUUUGUGCGAAAUAACGAAACAUAAAAAUUAUUCUCUCCGAUUUAUUAAUUAAUAAAAAACUUAAAAAAAGUGAAUUUAAUUUGUGUAAAAGCUAUAAAGAACAAGCGUCGAAACUGCUUAUAAUUUGUGAAAAACAACAACAACAGUGUCCAAGCACGCACGUGAGCUUCACGCAAACCAAGCAAAGCACCAACAAUCUCCCGCAGUCAUUCUAAAAAGGAUUAAAAGUGGAAGACAUAACGGCAAAAAUGGUUAAUAAACAAUAUACAGCCACCGAUUUGGAGGCUUUUAUGAAACUCGCCGUCAAUUGGCAGAACAGCAAUCACAACUUGCUGGAAGGAGUUGAUAUAAAAGGAGAAAUGCAACAGUAUAUGAACAGUCCAGCCAUGAAUAUGUAUAAAAAACGUGAACGCACACAGAAUUGGAAUCAUCAAGAGAAAAAAUUUCUGCUCGACUUGUGUCGGAAGGAUAUGCGUAUUAUAGAAAACAAAAGACUCGAUGCGGGACUGACGGCAGUGAAGAAUAAAGCCUGGAAGAUCAUACAUCAGAAAUUCUCAAGUCAAUUCGGAACAGAUCGUACGUGUAAUCGUUUGAAGGAGCAAUGGCGACGCAUGAAAGCCUGUACGCGUAACGAAAUAUUGGACUACAACAAUCGCUUGGCCAGAUUCGGUGCUGAGGUUGCCGAUCGCAAAAAGCCAUCACCGUUCACAUUCGAAGUGUGGGAAUUCAUGCAGGAGGCAAAGAAAGCCUGCAAAUCUGAAGCUUUAGAUGGCAUUGACUACUCCAAGAUACCGUUGGCGCUCGAGGAGGACUACGAGUAUCGCGAGGACGAACAGAAUGGCGAGGAUGACCAUGAUAUGGACGACAGCCGCACGCCACCACAGGAGCUCUGCGAUGUCGACAUCAAGGAGGAGACCAAUGAGACCUUCAACGACACCAACACACACAAUGAUUCAAUGGCGCUCGGUGAACGCUUAUCGUCCUCCUCGCCGAACCUCAGCCGCCUGGGUGCACACCACGACCUCGAACGCGUCAGCCUACACAGUCCAGCCGGCAAUAUGGCGACGGCCAGCGAACUCGCCAACUCCAGCUAUUUGUCACAGAACGGCGCUAGCGGUGGCGCCGCGGUCGGUGGCAGCGCCGGCGAUAUGGGCGCCUUCCAGCCCGCCUUCAAUAUGAGCAACAUCUCGGCUACCUUGGAAGCUUUGAAUGCGUUGCGUACCGGACAAUUCCCCUCAGCCGCUGCUGCUGCUGCCGCUGCCUUACAGAAUAACUUCGCCGCCGCUGCCGCGCAACAACAACAGCACCAACAACUUAAUCAACAGCAACCACAACAACAACAAAUGUCACCUCGUGAUGAUCAGCCAUUGGUGAAACGUCCACGUAGCUCGAGUGGUAGCGCCAACGGUGAAGAGGUCUUACAUGAUUUAUCUAUGAAUGGCGCCGCUGCUGCCGCUGCCAAUGCCGCAACGGUUAACACAGCCAAUGCGCCCAUCAGCGCCAGCAAUGGUGUUGGCAUGAGCGCGUUGGGCGCGUCCGCUAGCAGCACGCCGGAGAUGCGCGCCUUCAUGGAGAUGCAGAGCAAAGAGCACCUGAUGCGCAUGAAGAUACUCGAAGUGCAGCUGCAGGCGGCCAAAUAUAAUCGCGAUCUGGUCGAGAUCAAUAAGACAUUGGCGCUGCAGAAGUUGCAGGAGCUAGCCAGCAAGCGCUUGACCAGCUAAGCUAGGCGCGUGUGAAUAACGGUGGGUGGAAAUUGUUGGGUAACAAAGUAUUUAACGGUAGUUUUUAUAAGCAUUGUUUGCGUGGAGAGGCAGCGGUAACCAGCGUACGUGUGGACAAGCUGGCGGCAGUUCGAUAAAGCGCUGGCGCACAAUUGUGUUACAUAACGGCGAUUUACUUUUUUUUCAUUUAUUGAAUCAAUUGGAAAAAAUAAUAAUUAUAAUAGUUCGUAUUGCGUUUAUGUAUUUUUUUGUAUGGAAAUAACAUUCCCGUUAGCAGCAGUUUUGUAUUCAAAACCUAAUUUACUGUUACAGCUUAGAAAUAGUUGCUCUUUCGUUUGUUACUGUGUUGCAUGUCACAAAUUUUGUAGAAAAACAAUGAAAUGAAUGAAAUAUAGCAAAAAAAAAAGAAAUUGUUAAAAUAAAAUGUGAAAUCUUA
Messenger RNA from Bactrocera neohumeralis, 2688 nucleotides. RefSeq lists its product as uncharacterized. The transcript has 5 exons. The record is from RefSeq and is a predicted model, not a curated record. The coding region runs from base 780 to 2252 and encodes 490 amino acids. Lineage: Eukaryota; Metazoa; Arthropoda; Insecta; Diptera; Tephritidae.